This is a messenger RNA of Scophthalmus maximus (turbot), 7717 nucleotides long. It is a transcript of the gene jcada, whose product is annotated as junctional cadherin 5 associated a. Gene Ontology annotation, cellular component: adherens junction; ruffle membrane. The coding region runs from base 449 to 5416 and encodes 1655 amino acids. Gene Ontology annotation, biological process: positive regulation of blood vessel endothelial cell proliferation involved in sprouting angiogenesis. NCBI's taxonomy places the organism in Eukaryota, Metazoa, Chordata, Actinopteri, Pleuronectiformes, Scophthalmidae. The transcript has 5 exons. The record is from RefSeq and is a predicted model, not a curated record.
GAUACAGUAGAAUGCAUGUGUGUCUAUGAGUUUGACUUCUUUGCUGUGUGUGUGAAUUGACCUUAUCGCCAGCAGCAUCCAGCUGCCUCCCCUCCGGAGAGGAGGGCUGGUUCCUCAGAGCUGUGUGUGUGUGUGUGUGUGUGUGUGUGUAUGUGUGUGUGUGUGUGUGUGGAGAGGAUCCGGGGCUGUUCCCUCAGCAGAGCGCAGCUCAGUCGGUCCACAGCAGCGGCCGGGAUGCGCACCGGGGACUAGGCGGCGACGCGAACCACGCAGAUUCACAGCGAUGGCCUCAGCUGCGCAGCUGUGCCGGUGAUCCUGCCGCUGCACACAGGGAAGACGCAGAGACGCCUUGACAACCGACCUACCUUUGUCUCAAAAAAGAAAAAACCCCACAAGAAAAAGCAGAGGGAGGAAAAAUAGAAUCACACCAGCAUAAACAAAUGCGACCAUGUACAGCGUGGAGGACCUCCUCAUCUCCCAUGGAUACAAGCUGCCCAGGCAUACCACCUCCUCCUCCACCCCUACCCCAGCCCCCGCGUCCUCAUCCCGCCAGGCGUCUUCGUCCUCGCCGCCAUCCUACAGCAAACACCAUGAAAUCCUGGAGAACAGGCCCGUCCCCAGGACGGUGAACGGCUAUGAAAGAGGGCCCGGGGCACCCUACGGGAACGGCGGUGGAACCAGGCAGCCCCAGCCGUACGGCGGCGGCUGCACCAACAACAACAACGAACCCAGGGACAGGAGCCAGCCCAGACGGGAGGCUGAGAGCCGGAGCCACAUUGACACCCACUCCUUGGGAGAAUCGCUGACCUCAGACAGUGGGUUCUGUGAUGGCACCAGAGGUCCACAGCCGCAGUCGAAGGACGUGUCCUACUGGAGGAGAAGAGGCCAGGACUUUACUGUGCUGCUGGAUUACGCCAACUUCAGAGAGCCCCAUGGAGGAGGACAGGGGGGUUACGGCAGGCCAGAGGGGCCUCAGCAAGCAAGAGGCCAAGAGAUGUCUGCAGAGGAGCGUCAGAGGGCAGCCCAGGAGAGGCAGCGCUGGGCAGCCCAGGCCCAGGUCCAGGCUCAGGCCCAGGCGCAGGCCCAAGCUCAGGCCCGCUCUAGAGACAGGGAGGCUGCUCUCCAUCAGUGGAAGAUAGCCGCUGAGAGGAAAUGCCAGAGCUUGGGGACAGAGGAGUGGCAUCCAGCGGUGAACUUUGGCCGCCAGCUGUCACAGAGUGAGGGCGAGCGGUGGGCACAGGAGCAGCAGCGGCUCCAUGCCAGGACACCCGAAGGCAUGGUAGUCCACCCAAGGACCAAAGCCAAAUCCCAGUCCCUGCCCAGGAUGUUGCAGCCUGAGAGCCUGCAAUAUGUGGAAAUAGCCUCAUCUGGUCAGGAACUGUAUAGGCGGGUCAAUGGCCACCCACUGUCAAACCAUGACCUUUACAGGGCCCCCCGCUGGCCGGAGAAUGGCAGGCCGGCGAGUGCCAACCAACUGUUAAUGACACCAAAGCCCCGCUUCACCCGACCCCCCAGACCUCCCUCUUAUGAGAUGCACCAGCAGAUCAGGGGAAGCUGUGAGGUGUUGUCUGGGAGAGACUCGGUCAUUUCCCAGGCCAGGGACAGAACGCCGCUUCCCAUAUCAAGGUCAGGAGACCCCCAGCUGGACUAUUAUGCACAGGACUCUGGACCUCCAGGAUACAUCCCUCCCCCAUCAUAUAAGAGAGUCCCUAUGAUGGCGGGGGGUCACCGGGGAUAUGGCGACAUUGCUGUUGACUACAGGUACCGAGGGGAUGUGUACCAUCAGCUUCACGUGGCUCCAGAUGGAUCUCACUGGUUCACCAGACAUCCAGCAGGUUCCUGGCCUGAUCCCCAGAGAGAGAGGAGCUUGUCCAGCCAGAAGCAGCUGUACCCUGUGUAUACUACCCAGGAGCGCCCUGGUGGAGGGGUCCAAUAUAUCCCCUUUGAUGACCCACGUAUCCGUCAUAUUUCCUCAGCCCUGGGUGGCAACUCGUUGACGGACGCCGACAAGAUCCGCCACAUUCGCAAUGAGCUUCCCAGCGUUACCGUGUCGGAGCCUGCAUCCGACGACAGUGCCUUUUUGCCCCCACCAUUGGGGCCUUUCAUCGCUGCCAAACUGGCCGAUGAUGCCAACCAGACAUCUUCUCGCGGGUUUGACAAUGACAAUAACAGGUGGCACAGUGAUUUGCACAAAGAGACUGUCGAUAACUUCCCAGCGACUGACCAAAACUGCAACAACAGAUAUCCCAAAAACCAACGUCCUCCUCCAUCUCCCUCUUCGAGCUUCCAGGCUCCAUUAUCAAGAACUUCUUCCCGCCAGGGGUCGAACUCAGACCAAGUCUUUUCAGAAACCAUAACCCAAGUAAAGAAAAUUGCCCCGGAUUCAGGGCCAGACAAUAACAGGAACACAAAGAGACGAGUGAGUGAGACCAUCUUCUGCCUUGUGUCUGUCCCGGUUCACACACCGACAAACAUUAAUAAAGACUUGGCAGCAGAUCAGAACAACAAUGAGACGACACCAAGCCAAACUGUCACUAAAUCAGAAACCUUUGCUGUGGGCCUCAAAGAGAGUCAAAGCGUCAGGAGUAAGUCUGUGAACGAGAUGCCCAUCAAGACCCACUACUUUCACACCAGCAGCACAUCCUCUAUGAGGAAUUACAAGCGGGCUCCUUUAAGGAAGGAGAUAAUAGAUGCCUGGGCACUUCAAGCCAGUGAAGACAAAGAGUUGUGCUACGCCGGGUCGUGGCCUGGAAACCAGUACCGUAAUCAGGAAACGCAGACUGGUUCCCCGUUGACGGUGGUAAAAAGUCCAGAACCCCAGAGUCCUCCUGGGGGACAAGAGCCUGUUCAGUCUGCCUCCGACACAACCACAGACAGCGGUGUGGGGACAGACAGUAAUUCAUCUUAUAGUUACCCCAUGGCAGGCCAGAAAAACCUCCAUCCCUCCAGCAACAGCGCCUUCUCCCGUCUCAGCCUCAGCCCAACACAACCGCCACCAAUGCAGCCCUCACAGCAACCGUCACAGCAACCCUCACAGCGCGACCCGUCCUCCCCAUCCAAGGCCCAUGAUCAGGGAGACCAGCAGCCGUCCUCUCCCAGGAAGAGCAACUCCUGUCCCCCAGAGAGUGCCGAGCAAGUGGCCUUUGGACAGUUUCUCUUAAAGCCAGUGAACCGACGGCCGUACGAUGCCAUUGGUGAACUGGAGAGCAUCAAUAAGGAGAUGGAAGACACAAUCAGCAAGAGACCCCAUGUGGGUCAGUGUGCUGAUUAUCUGGAUGAGGUGAAUAUUGGACUAGACCAAUUUAAAUCAAGAGCACAUUUCACUGCUGGUCCCGAACCAGGCAGGGAGGCGAUCAGUCUUCCACCAGUGCACGUGGAAAAACCCAUCAAUAUAAAAGUGCGAUCAAAGUCCUUGGCUUCCACCGCUGAUCUUGACUCCAUGGACAUGAGGAGCGCAUUCUCCAGGCCGCAGGCCAACAACAUGCCACCAGCAAAUGAGCUAUCUGUACUCCCCAACGCAGACCUCGGAGUCAACUGCCUCUUGUCCUCACUAUCCCCACACAAUGAGUCAAACCGGCUCUAUAGACAGGACAUUCCAGUCCCUGAGGAGUCCUUGCUGAGGGAUGUGGGGCUAACUGUAUACACAGAGACUCCUGGGGGUCCUGGGGAGCCAAUGCAGAGAUCUCUCUCAGUCCCAUCUACUCUCAACCAUAAGGAGUCAGUGCACCUCUCGUGGGGGAGUAGGGCCACACUUGUUAAAAAUGGUGACAGCCCCAAGCACAAUUCAAAUAAAAAUCAUCCGGCGUCGGUGACUUCAAAGAGAAAGGCUGAAUCAGAAAAGGUUCAAGCAUUCAGGGGUGAUGUGAAUUUAAGCAUCUGCAGAAGCAGGAGUGAAAGCAGCAGAUCACCUCAGAAAGAUGGUUCACCACAUAUCACAAGGCUAAGCAGGGAGGUGUCCUUUGUGCUGGAGGAGGACGAUGGCAAUGCCAGAUACGCCAUCUCUCAGCCUCUGACCUAUAAGAACGAGUCGACGAUAACGGAUAAGCAUCUGGAGAACUUACUCACUCAGGAGAAAGCCAACGCCUUACCCGCAGUAGAUCUCAGCAACCUGUACGAGGUCAAAUGUGCCAGAGGGAUUCCUGAAAACGAGUCCAUCGAGCAGAGGGCAGCACGGAUCCUGGGUAUCGCCGUUCCAGUGGAGGCCCUGGGCGUGGCUGACACACAAUCCGAGGACAACCAGGACGAAACAGACACCACUGUAGCUGAGGAACAACAGAGUCCAAGUGAAGAGACAAAGCAGGUGAUAGGAGAGUGUGAGCAAGUCACAGAGGAGUCCCUAAAUGUCCAUGGGACAGAGGAUGUGAAGGAGAUAGGAUUCGGCGUGGAUCAAGAGGACGGGGGAAGACCAAAGCACAGCAGCAACCACAGUGAUAGUGAACACGACCAGGAUACAGAGACUAAGUCAGCCGAAGCGCUGGACCUGCCUGAGUUCCCACCCAGUAAUCUUCCCCUGUCUCUUCCUGUCACGUCCGAUGAGAAGCUAGCACUGAGCAUGUGCAGUGGGGAGAAGAAGGGGCGAGGCGGCGCAUGCAAACUAAUCGAAUCGCUGCAAGAUAAGCUAAACUCUUCUGCUUCUUCGUCUGCCACGUGUCUGGUCGGGUCCACCACAGAUAGAAUGGCCCGCCUGAAAGAGCUGGACUCAGUGUCCAGAAUCAGACGCCUCAGUCUCAAGGGUUCGGAGUCCGGAGGAGAAGCCGGUUCUGAGGAGAAAAAGGGGGAUGGAGAGGAGAGUGAGGUUCAAGAGGAGGCGACGGAGGAAGUUGUGGAGAAGCAAGUAGGAGAGGAGGAAAAUAAACUGGAGGAAGAAGGAAGGGUGGAGGAGGAGGAAAACUCACAUGAACGUGAAAAUGCACAUGAAACACGUGAGAAGUUAGGAGAUCCAGGAGAAGAUGGUAAUCCUAAACAAGUGAACGAAGGGAUAUGUAACAAAGAGCAAAGACAAGAAGAGGAGGCAGGAGAGAUUAAUGCCGAGAUUGCACUGAAUGUAGACAGCAAAGGGAGUAAAGAACUAGUUGUCGAUUCGAAAACAGAAUCGCCAGAGGAGGAGGUGGAGCUGGAAAUUGUGGAGAAUGACACAGAAAAGCCUUUGGCGAGACCGAGAGACGGACGGAAUGCAGAAGGGGUCGGCAAAGCUCAAUCGACACGAGACGCCAACGGAGUGAAGUUGCCCAAACCGAGGCAGCGCACCCGGCUCCAGAAGCCUCCCCUGCUCCCUAAACCGCGGAGCGUUCCCAAGAGAGAGAUAACGCUGCCGCGCGGCUUCGGCUCUGGGAUCUGUGGCCCCUCAAACGUUGAGGAUGAGGAGAUGCUCUCGGUCUCAGACUCCUACGACCCCAGUCGGGUGGAGAGAGUGUAACCUCUGACACUUCCUUUUACCACUGUGGAAACCUGUCUUUCCUCAAGUUAACAGCUUUUGCCGACAACAAAAGGCUUCCAUCUCACCUCAUGGCUUUGUCAGACCCCCUCCAGUACCGUCACACAUCACGUCUCACAGAACCGACCGUCCUGGUGCUGCAAAGAGCAUGGUUUGUUUUUCCACAGCCGAGUAAAGGCACCGCCGGUGCCAAUUCUCCAGGCCUUUUCAACCUGGUCGUCCUCGUCCUUCCACUCUCUCCGCCACUCAGAAGGUUUAUUUGCUCAAGCAGGGGCGGACUUCCUCCUUUUGAAAUGUUCUCAUUUUUGCUUUUGGAAAAAUGCGUGUCAUUAUUCCCAGUCGGCACUCGGGCUCCUUUGUGAGCUCGGCUGCUGAAAUAUGAAUGUAAAAGUGCUUCUGCUCGGCAAACAAAGGAAAAACAAGAAGGCAACAGUAUUGCAUCACAAUCAGCAUUAACCUACACCAAAUGUAAAUAGGAAAGAGUAUAUAAGAUUUUAUUAAGAAUAUAAAAAAAAAUCAAUUUAAGACAUUUAAUUGCCGAAGAAAUGUAUAUUUUCUUAUCUAUGUUAAGAAAAGACUAGAUUUUUGGAAGUGUCGUCUCUGGGUGUAUAACUAACAAUGAAGCCCCCUGCUCUUUAUUCUUAUACUUGUGUGAUAGAGAAUGUACUCAGAGAGCCGGGAUUGCAAUGAGAAACACUGUGGUCCUCGAAUAGCUUCACUCAAGAGCAAUAUAGUCGUUGAAUGCGGGCGUUUGUGACACACGAUUUGAGAGGUAAGUCUCCGUUUCCAGGAGCUGAUCUCAUGUAAAAAUGUUCGCUUUGAAGCCCCUUUCCUUUUGGUACAAGUGUUAGAUAUGCAGUGCUGAGAUUAUUGGCUUUAUGUCACCAGCGAGCACCUGAUAAUCUCUUCAAAUACUCGGAGAUUACACUUCGGAAGGGAUCCGCGAUCGCUCGCUCGCUCCCUCCCCGUUCUGCGGUGCCGUCAGUCUCAGCAUCAGCCAUCGCCAGCGUGUAUAAGAAAUGUCUGAUUUAAGUAUGAGGGUUUCUGUUAAUCCUCAUACUGUUCAAAGAGAAAAUCUAUAUUUCGUGGCAUUUACAGAAGUCUAUAUUUAACCGUGGAGAUUCCUUUGUUCACAUCUCAGUAUUAGAAGUGUUUUUUUUGUUUUAGUUUUUGCAGGAAAUGACAGAUGUAGCUAUAUUGAUCGCAGUGUGCCUUGUACACACUGUCUGUGGAGAACUUCAUCUGUGUGUAACGCAUCCAGUGUUGUCGGUUUACAAAUCCUAAUUUAAACUGGAGAUUGAUAAUUCUUUUUUUUUCUUUUACCACACACAAAAAGAAACUUGGCGUUGUUUUGGCAAUAAUAAUAAUAAAUAUUAGGCCGAAGGUGCUUAAUGUUGAUGCUGUACAUAACAUAGCUGUCGGAGUACUACAGUAUCUGAACAUGUUCAAUGAUGUAAUGUUGACAUAUCAGUGCUUUAUAAGUCGUGGGCAUAACUGGCAAUUGGUUUGCACUCACUUCACUUAUGGGGUAGCAAUACAAGAAAUAGAAGAAUCAAAAAAACAUACCAAAACCAAACUUUGUGCUAUGCAUUUGGACGUCAACAUUCACUGGGUGGAAUACCAAAAUUCAAAGCUCAAAACUGCGACUUCUGGUUUGCUCGUUUGAACCCUGUCACUCUUUGAUCCAGCUGUAUUCGAUGUUGAACCUGUUGGAUGUGGUCGUAGACGUGUAUGGAAGCUCGGUGCCAGGUUUUCGUCUCCGUCCCGUAACCAGCCCAGUACUGACCUGUACCUCUGUGUUCCAGGUAACGUGUUAUCUGGCGUCAUUCUCGUGAGUCUUUUUGUACCGCAACUUCUUUGUAACAUAUAAUAAACUAUUGGUGCACAUCUUUGCUUUGAUAUUUUCUAUUUUCAUACGGACGUAUGUACAGCUUCUUUUGUAUGCGCAGCAUCUUUUCUUUUUCUUUUUUGUGUGUGUGUGCAUGAAAUGCGUAAGCCGUCACAGAGAGAAGGUGUAUUUGCAUAUAAUUGCAUUUGGUACUAUAUAGUCUAUCCAAUAAACAAGUGUUAUAUUUCAUAUAAUGUAUAUUUUAUUUUCAAAGGUUAAGCCACAUAUUUAAACAGAACAUGGUAUUUUUAGAUUAUUGUGAAAAGGGAACCGUUUUUGAAGGCACAAUAUUUGUCCAUAUUUGCCGUGAUCGUCAAAAUGGUCAUAAAUAGAGACAAGUUUGUGCUGUUGUACAGUACUGCAGACUAUUCAUAAAUAAAAGUCUUUGCAUGAAA